AUGGGCGAUAAUUCGAAAGCUCUUAAAUAUUACGAAAAAGAUCUCGAAUUUAAACAAAAAACUCUUCCUCCGAAUCAUCCCAACUUGGCUACUACUUACAAUCAGAUCGGUGGAGUGUAUUAUAACAUGGGCAAGUACUCGAAAGCACUUUCAUCGUUCGAACGAUCACUUGAAAUCAAAAAAAUAGCUCUCCCUCCGAAUCAUCCCGACUUGGCUUCUUCCUACAACAACAUCGGUUUGGUGUAUGAUAACAUGGGCGAGUACUCGAAAGCACUUUCAUCGUAUGAACGAUCACUUGAAAUCAAAAAAAUAGCUCUCCCUCCGAAUCAUCCCGACUUCGCUCAAUCCUACAACAACAUCGGUUUGGUGCAUUAUAACAUGGGCGAGUACUCGAAAGCACUUUCAUCAUAUGAACGAUCACUUGAAAUCCGAAAAAUAGCUCUCCCUCCGAAUCAUCCCGACUUGGCUACUUCCUACAACAACAUCGGUUCGGUGUAUCAUAACAUGGGCGAGUACUCGAAAGCACUUUCAUCGUAUGAACGAUCACUUGAAAUCAAAAAAAUAGCUCUCCCUCCGAAUCAUCCCUCCUUGGCUUCUUCCUACAACAACAUCGGUGCAGUGUAUGAUGAAAUGGGCGAGUACUCGAAAGCACUUUCAUCGUACGAACGAUCACUUGAAAUCCAAAAAAUAGCUCUCCCUCCGAAUCAUCCCGACUUGGCUGCUUCCUACAACAACAUCGGUUUGGUGUAUGAUAAAAUGGGCGAGUACUCCAAAGCACUUUCAUAUUACGAAAAAGCACUACAAAUCAAAAAGAUUGCUCUUCCUCCAGCACAUCCAAGUACUGCACGCACAGAAAGAAACAUUGAACUUCUGAAAAAGAAAAUAUAA
Molecule: messenger RNA, 888 nt
Organism: Rotaria sordida
Lineage: Eukaryota; Metazoa; Rotifera; Eurotatoria; Philodinida; Philodinidae
Source: the annotation of a GenBank genome assembly